Rubroshorea leprosula is the source of this 558-nucleotide messenger RNA. NCBI's taxonomy places the organism in Eukaryota, Viridiplantae, Streptophyta, Magnoliopsida, Malvales, Dipterocarpaceae. The record is from the annotation of a GenBank genome assembly.
AAUUCAAGAAAGCAAUAAACCUUUCUUCAGAUAUUUCUCCUUCUUUUCAGUUUCUAACAGCAACAUUGACAGUAGCAUUUUGUGCUACUCUUUACGUGAUGCUACGAGAUCAAGGGAAGGAAUUCAUUCCAAUAACCGUGCUUGCUGGUAUUCCUAUCAUGUGCUUUGUGUUGUUGCAGUUUCCUCUUCUUGUUGAGAUUACUGCUUUAACUCUUAGGCCAGACAUCUUUGGUAGAAAAACUGCAACAACACGGUUGUUUGAAUUGCUUGCCGGUUCUAUUCCUAUCCUUGCAUCUGUAGUUGACGUAGUGAAAACUAGACUGAUCGUUGGACGGAAGCUAAGAAAAUUCAAGAGACAGAUGACUAAUUUGGAGAACCAAAUGAACACUCCAUAGAAGCAGAAUCGGAUGGUCAUGGUUAAGUAUAUUUUGGGUUUUUUAGCUAUGUGGAGCAAUUAAACGACUCUAGUCUAUAUAUUUUCUAGUUGGAAUAAAUACUUGGUGGAUCGAUGUAUAUUCGUUCCAGAUUUCGAACUUCUAAUAAUAGUCAAAUUCUUCU